AAAGUUUUUUACUUUCCUGAUUCUUGGCGGUUUUGGGGAUUUUUUGUGGCUGAUCCAUCUGUAGUUGAUUAAAAGAAGUUUUUUUUUUCGGCCUAUCCUGUUUUUUUUUCCCCCUCGAUGAGAUGCCAAUGAAUCACAGUAAACUUCUGUGAUUCAUUGUUAUUUGAUAUGAUCAGAUUAAAACUCUCUGAUGGAGAUAUCGUCUUGGAUUGGGCCUGACCUCCCGACUCACAUGCCAAAGGAUGAAGCCUCACGUUCUGAAGAUCGACAGGAUUGGGGGUUUUCGAGGAGUUGCAUUUGAUGAUUGUGUUAGUCAUUGAAGAAGCCAUCUAUCCACUGUGGUCUGGAAGGCAUUGAUGCUCCAUGUCAACUGGGAUUUCAGCUAGCUGGAUCAACACUACUUUAGAUGGUCGAAGAGGACCUGAUCAUUCACUCUUCAGAUGCAGGAGGGCCUACUUCACAUUCAUGCAAUCUUAUUGGUUGCAAACAGCAAAUGAGUUAUCUGUUUCGAGAGUUCAGGUUGCUGCAAAUUACUCAGACUCAGUACCUGAUUCAUCUAAUCAUAACAGAAAUCAUGGAUAUCACCCGCUUGAAGAACUGAAAGAAUGUGAGAAGAACAAAAACAAGAACAUGAAGCUUGCAGAUGCUGAAAUAGCUAGAACAGUAGUUGAGGCUAAUAGCAAGGCUUUGGUAAUAUUUCCUGGAGGGAUACAUAAUGAACCCCAUCGUCAUGCUUCAUGGGCAGAAUUUCACUAUGUCAUUGAUGACUAUGGAGAUAUAUUUUUUGAGUUAUUCAAUGAUGAAAAUAUUUUGCAAGAUCCAAAUGCAAGCAGUCCUGUGAUAGUUCUGAUAGGUUAUGAUUCCCCUAUAUAUGGAGAAAAGAAUGCAAUUUUUGACACCCUUGAAAUGGAUGAAGAAGAGGGUAUUGGUUUGCCCGAGUUCAAGGAGAUUGAUGAUACAGAAGUAACUGAUACUCUUAUAAGUUGGGGCAUGCCAGAUACUCUGCGUUACACUCAUCCUCUAUAUUUUGCGAAAUGUCUAACAAAGGUCGUCCAGACAAAAUUUCAGAAGGUGGAUUUACCAUCAAAUGGGCUUCAAAUUUUUGGUUGUCUAAGACCUGCUUUAAUAGAUGAAGAAUCUUAUUUGAGGGGGUUAUUUUACCAUAAUGAAGACAACUAUAUUUCAGAUUGUCGAGAUGGGGGGUUGCUGAAUUUUAACACCAAACAUGUUGGUAGGACAAUUAGCUCAACAUUUUAUAAGCUGGAGAUCAUGACAAUGGAUUUAAGUUCUGUAUAUGGUGACCAGUCAAUAAUUAAUCUGCAAGAUUUUCAAGAUGCAGAACCUGAUCAGCUUGCAAAUUCUGCGUCAGCAAUUAUGGAGCGGAUUAAUGAAUAUGGAGCACAGAGCAGUGUUGCUCUGAAAGCUCUCUGUCGCAGGAGGAAAGGGCUUAAUGUUGAGGUAGCAAAUCUCAUCGGUGUAGAUAGUCUUGGCAUAGAUGUCAGAGUAUAUUGUGGGAUGGAAGCUCGCACUCUUCGUUUUCCAUUUAGUGCUAGAGCAAUUUCUGAAAGUGCUGCUGAAAGGAAGAUCAAGAAAAUGCUUUUCCCACAGUAUCACAGGAAAAACCUAAGAACUGCCACAGAUGAGCUUAGGGAACUGUCCUGUACAAGGAGCAGACGAGCAGUGCCCAUUUGUUGCUUUGAAGUUGAAUUUUGAAAUGGAAGCAUAUGACGAAGACAUCCAUGGGCGCGUAGAACGGAUUUACUGAAAUAAUCAGAUCAUUACCAACUUGACAUUUGUGCGAUCUUGUAAUAAAUAAAGUUAGUAGCACACAUGCUGUCAAUUGAGGGAGUAAGCACAACUGUUAUCACAUUGUCUGCAAUUAAAUUUUUUUAUUUUUAUGUUAA
This is a messenger RNA of Zingiber officinale, 1904 nucleotides long. RefSeq lists its product as uncharacterized. The record is from RefSeq and is a predicted model, not a curated record. Bases 364 to 1713 code for a protein of 449 amino acids. The transcript has 13 exons. NCBI's taxonomy places the organism in Eukaryota, Viridiplantae, Streptophyta, Magnoliopsida, Zingiberales, Zingiberaceae.